AUGCUUAGUGUGGUGGGUACCUUGAUAUCUAUGAUCGUGGCAUGGCAAAAUAUCAGAACUCCUUUGAUGUUUAUGUAUUCUUGUUUCUUUAAACCUCUUGGGAAACAUCAAAAUCAACAAAGUAGAUUGGAAUCCUUUUAUCAUGAUCAAGCUACUAUAUAUGAUCAUUCACGUGGACCAUUACUUAGAGGCCGAAAGACUAUGUUGAAAUUAUGUGCUGCUCAGUUGAAGGAUCAAAUUGCUAAUGGAACAACACAAGGAAAACCUAUUUGGAUUGAUCUUGGUGGUGGUACAGGUUGGAAUAUUGAACAAAUGCAUCAAUCAUUUCCUGUGGAUCAAUUUGAACAUAUCUUUUUGGUGGAUUUGACUCCUUCUCUUUGUCAAGUGGCUCAAAGACGUUUUGAUUUACGUGGAUGGAAAAAUGUCACUGUUUUAUGUCAAGAUGCAAGUACUUUUCAAACUCAUUUUCCUUUGGAAGGUCGUGUUCAAUUGGUAACCAUGUCUUAUUCGUUAUCUAUGAUGGAUAUGUAUUACCCUGUAGUGGACAGGGUACAAUCUUUAUUAUCACCUGAAGGGAUUGUAGGUGUUUGUGAUUUUUAUGUAUCAGGUCGAACUGUCCCUAAAAACAAUCAUCAUGGAGUGGCUCAUUACAAUCGACAAUGCAAUUGGUUUACUCGUUACUUUUGGCAAAUGUGGUUUGAUCUGGAUCAUAUUCAAUUAGGACCUGGACGUCGUGAUUAUUUGGAAUACAAAUUUGGUACCAUCAAAAGUUUGAAUCGACGCAACCAUUUCAUUGUACCUUAUUUGAUUCAAAUCCCUUACUAUAUUUGGUUGGGCUGUCCAAAAUCAGCAACAACAACAACAUUAUAUGAAGAUGAUACUUGUAGUUCAACUAGUAGCAAAAGUGGAAGUACAUCACCCAUAUUAUCAUCAUCAUCGUCACCUUUAGUACCAAUAUCACCUUCUUUGUCUCCUAUGGCGUAUCAACAAAAACAAUGGCGUUUAGAUUAUGACCCCGAACUGGCUUGUCAUACCCAAUUCCGAUCUUAUAUUUAUGCUUUUACUUGGGAAGAUCCUCGUGUUGAUUUGGAAUUCCUUCAUUUAUCUAAAGAUGAUGUACUUUUUGUCAUUUCUUCUGCUGGUGAUAAUGCUUUGGAAUAUGCUUUACAACAACCUAAACGUAUUCAUUGUGUUGAUAUGAAUCCAUGUCAGAAUCAUUUGUUAGAACUCAAAUUGGCCAGUAUUUCAUCAUUACCUUAUGAAGACUUUUGGCGUAUGUUCGGUGAAGGUCGUCAUCCUCUUUUCCAAACUCUCCUCCAUGAUCUUAUUUCACCUCAUCUUAGUGGCUAUGCAUUCCAAUAUUGGUCUCAACAUAGUGACCGGUUUUCUCACAAGUUUUACAAGACAGGUUAUUCUGGAUUGGCAUUAUCCAUUUUUGAAUGGUGGGUUCGUAUGAAUGGAUUAUCCAAACCAGUUCAUGAUUUAUGUCAUGCUGCUACCAUUGAAGAACAACAAGCUAUCUGGUUACAACAUAUUCGUCCUGCCAUGUUUUCUCCUAUGAUUCGAAAAAUAUUAAAUAAUCCUAUGUUCAUGUGGAAUGCUCUUGGAGUUCCUAUGAAUCAAAUGAACAUGUUUUUGGAAGAAUGCACAACACAAGAAUAUAUUGAAAACACAUUGGACCCUAUUUCCUCACGUAGUCUUCUUCGUACGGAUCAAUACUUCUACUAUUUGUGUAUGAUGCAAAGGUACCAUCCUGAUAGUUGUCCUUCCUACCUGACACGUCAAGGUUUUGAUAAAUUGAAACAACCUGGUGCAUUGGACUGUUUCCGACUUCAUACUGAUUCGAUCUUGAACGUAUUACAGACAUUCCCUGAUGCUUAUUUGACACGACUGGUAGUGAUGGAUCAUAUGGAUUGGUUUGAUCCUAUGUCUCAUGACGAAUUGGUCCAAGAAAUUAAACACAUGGCUCGCGCGUUACAACCUGGAGGUCAAGUCUACUGGCGUAGUGCGGGCACAAAACCAUGGUACAAUCGACUCUUUGAACAGAAUGGUUUCCAUGUAGAAGCUCUUGGUGUACGAAAACCUGGCGAAUCUAUCGAUCGAGUUAAUAUGUAUGCUAGUUUUUAUAGAGGGACUUUAGUAUAG
This is a messenger RNA of Halteromyces radiatus, 2145 nucleotides long. RefSeq lists its product as uncharacterized. Lineage: Eukaryota; Fungi; Mucoromycota; Mucoromycetes; Mucorales; Cunninghamellaceae. The transcript has 6 exons. The record is from RefSeq and is a predicted model, not a curated record. The coding region runs from base 1 to 2145 and encodes 714 amino acids.